CCAGGACGCGGAGGCGGCUCCUGGGGAGAGGGAUCCGGGAGUCCCUGAGGCGGCCCCGGCUCCGCACUAGGAGGCGGGGUCCGCAGUAUAGCCAGCGGCCGGCGCGGCUUCCCGGAGCCCCGGAGCCCGAGGCGCGAGGUUUAGGCUGAGCCCUCCCCGGCGCCUGCCCCCGCCCGGCGCCCGCCUCCGCCCCCGCCCGCGGCCUGGAGCGCGCCUCCCUCGCCUCCCAGGGUCUGGCGAGCCGGCGCCGGCCGAGCUGCGGGAGCCGCGGAGAGCACCAGCUGUCGCCGCGGGAGCUGCUCCGGCCGCACCAUGCGGGAGCUGGCCAUUGAGAUCGGGGUGCGAGCCCUGCUCUUCGGAGUCUUCGUUUUUACAGAGUUUUUGGAUCCGUUCCAGAGAGUCAUCCAGCCAGAAGAGAUCUGGCUCUAUAAAAAUCCUUUGGUGCAAUCAGAUAACAUACCUACCCGCCUCAUGUUUGCAAUUUCUUUCCUCACACCCCUGGCUGUUAUUUGUGUGGUGAAAAUUAUCCGGCGAACAGACAAGACUGAAAUUAAGGAAGCCUUCUUAGCGGUGUCCUUGGCUCUUGCGUUGAAUGGAGUCUGCACAAACACUAUUAAAUUAAUAGUGGGAAGACCUCGCCCCGAUUUCUUUUACCGCUGCUUUCCAGAUGGAGUGAUGAACUCGGAAAUGCAUUGCACAGGUGACCCCGAUCUGGUGUCCGAGGGCCGCAAAAGCUUCCCCAGCAUCCAUUCCUCCUUUGCCUUUUCGGGCCUUGGCUUCACGACGUUCUACUUGGCGGGCAAGCUGCACUGCUUCACCGAGAGUGGGCGGGGAAAGAGCUGGCGGCUCUGUGCUGCCAUCCUGCCCUUGUACUGCGCCAUGAUGAUUGCCCUGUCCCGCAUGUGCGACUACAAGCAUCACUGGCAAGAUUCCUUUGUGGGUGGAGUCAUCGGCCUCAUUUUUGCAUACAUUUGCUACAGACAGCACUAUCCUCCUCUGGCCAACACAGCUUGCCAUAAACCCUACGUUAGUCUGCGAGUCCCAGCCUCACUGAAGAAAGAGGAGAGGCCCACAGCUGACAGCGCACCCAGCUUGCCUCUGGAGGGGAUCACCGAAGGCCCCGUAUGACCAGUGUCCUGGGAGGAUGGACACUAAGCCCUGGGCACAUCUGCCACCCUGACAUCAUAACACAAUAGAAAUGGUUUUCUGUAGUGUAUUUUUCAUCAGUUGUUUCUCAAAGUCAUCGUACUUCUGCUUCUGUUUCACUGAUGGUGUUCCUGCUACUUUAAAUGUCUACUUCCAACAUCCUUGAAUUUGCAAGUGAAGGACACCAGGAACAAUCUCUGAGAGACGUGUGGAAGAGACUGUGAAGGUGGGGUUUGGGGAGCUUGGCCGAUUCGUCUAUCUGAAAUGUUUGCUGUAACAGCCACCUUCCUAUGUUUUCAUGGUUGUAAAACAUAAUAAAACCUCCCACGUGGAAGACUUGG
This is a messenger RNA of Pan troglodytes (chimpanzee), 1487 nucleotides long. It is a transcript of the gene PLPP4, whose product is annotated as phospholipid phosphatase 4. The transcript has 7 exons. Gene Ontology annotation, molecular function: phosphatidate phosphatase activity. The record is from RefSeq and is a predicted model, not a curated record. Gene Ontology annotation, cellular component: membrane. The coding region runs from base 313 to 1128 and encodes 271 amino acids. Lineage: Eukaryota; Metazoa; Chordata; Mammalia; Primates; Hominidae. Gene Ontology annotation, biological process: phospholipid dephosphorylation; phospholipid metabolic process.